Molecule: messenger RNA, 864 nt
Organism: Rana temporaria (common frog)
Lineage: Eukaryota; Metazoa; Chordata; Amphibia; Anura; Ranidae
Exons: 4
Coding region: 9-620 (203 amino acids)
Source: RefSeq, a predicted model, not a curated record
AGGCUCCUAUGGCCGGCUGUCAGUACCCCGGAGCCAACCGCCGCCAGAAAUCCUUCCAUAGAGGAGACUCCAGCCUGCUCUGCAGCAGUGUUUGUGAGAGCCUGCAUGAGGAAGAGGAAGAGGAAGCCGGGUCCAGCCCAGAUACAGAUUACGCCCAGCAGCUGUGCAGCAUCCUGGGUUAUGAAACGGCAGAAUAUUUUCUAAAUCCCCCGCCGAUGGAUUUCCAAGUCAGCCCCUCCUUACAGAAAAUCUUAGAUCAAAUGGAAGACCCCCUGGGAGCCGAGGAACUGUGGAGGAUCCUACAAGCAGAAUCCAAGAAGAAGCUUAGUGAAGAGUAUGGUGAACCCAUAAGACCAGAAAUGAUAAAUAUUCUGAAGAAUUUUGCUCAGCGCCCAACGAUGCAGAAAGUGGCCACCAAGCGCCAUCAUCUCACCUACAUCAGACAGACUUUGCAGCACCAGCAAGACUUAACCAACAUGCUUCUGUCUGAAAAUCCACUUCCAGAUAUAAAUGGCUGCCAGGGGGCAGAGGGGCCGCGAGGAUUCCCCUCUCAGAAUACGGGGCACCGAUGUCAUACCGGUCCUGGGCACUCCCAUGCCAGGAGGAAAUGUAGGACCUGAUCUCUGCUUGACAUUUUAGCCUCUGCUAGUUGGGCAUUUAAAGGGACACUACAGGCAAAUCCAAUGUAACCCAACCUAUACUGUGUAUGGACACCGUUGUCAGAUGAUCUGCUGAUCCCUGUUGUGCCAUAUAGCUCUAUAGCAUAAGGAGCGUGAUAAUAUAUCCUGCUGUCUAUAGUUCUUUGAAAUGGUGUGUCACUGCCCCGCCCCCUGUAUGGUCUCCGGACUGCAAGUUAAAGCGGAA